Molecule: messenger RNA, 711 nt
Organism: Closterium sp. Naga37s-1
Lineage: Eukaryota; Viridiplantae; Streptophyta; Zygnematophyceae; Desmidiales; Closteriaceae
Source: the annotation of a GenBank genome assembly
AUGCAACUCCAGGACGUAAUUCUGCAGACGCACCUGGAGGUGCAAGGCUUCUGCGCUGUCCGCUGGUUGUCUCGCGGGGAUGCUGUGAAUCGCUUCUGUGACGUGCUGCCGGUGCUGAUGUGGAUGUGGACGAAGGAGAAGGACGAGACGGAGAAAAUCGCUACCAGCUUCAAGUUCCACUACAUGCUUUAUCUCAUGGCUGACGUGCUGCAGCUGCUCAACGGACUCAACCUUGCCUUCCAGAAGCAGACGGUCGACAUCACUGAGGUGAAGAAUCAUGUCGACAAGGUGAAGACCAAGCUGGCGCAGUACUACGUCGAGCCCAGCGCAUCCAACGGGCCGAACACCUCUCGCCUCAACAAGUUCCUUGCUGCACACGGCAGCAAGGACAAGCGCAAACUGGAGCUUAAAGGAGUGGGUGCAGACGGCAAGCCUGCAAAAGCCACGGUCGAGUUUCAUGAGGACAUUAUCGACCCUGAAAACCCUGGGGGGGGAUGCGACUUGGAGGCUUGCGUGGACCUGGCGAGGCGUUUCGCUCAGCGCCUGAUUAAGGCGCUGGGGAAGAGGAUGGCAGACCUGCGCCAUUUUGCUGGUGUUGGUUUUUUCACCCCUGAUAAGUAUCCCCUACGUGCAGGAGAGCUGGACACUUGGGCGAAGCAACAUCUCACACAGCUCCUUGACAUGUUCAAGAACCAGCUCCCUGGUAAGUAA